Messenger RNA from Hyaloscypha bicolor E, 848 nucleotides. RefSeq names its product putative Asp/Glu racemase. The transcript has a single exon. The record is from RefSeq and is a predicted model, not a curated record. Bases 99 to 848 code for a protein of 249 amino acids. Lineage: Eukaryota; Fungi; Ascomycota; Leotiomycetes; Helotiales; Hyaloscyphaceae.
CUUGACUUUGAGAUAAGUAUUAGGGAAAUUGUAUAUCUCGUUUCUGUCGACAUUUCCCCUCUAUUCUCCCCUUGUCCUCCUCGCCCCGUACCACCACAAUGCCGAAACGAAUUCGCGUCGGAAUCCUUACCCCCUCCUCAAACACCGCUCUCGAACCUCUCACCUGCGCCCUCCUCGCCUCCUUCAACACACAACAAUCCACCUACCACAUCACUGCCCACUUCUCUCGCUUCCCGGUAACAACAAUCUCCCUCUCUCCAUCCGGCCUGGCUCAAUUCGAGCUCGCCCCCAUACUACACGCAGCCGAACUCCUCGCCCACGCAGAAGUCGAUAUCAUAGGAUGGUCAGGCACUUCUGCAGGCUGGCUAGGCUUUGAUAAAGAUGUCACGCUGUGCGAGGAGAUUGAAAAAGUGACGGGGAUAAAAGCUACGACGAGUGUGCUGGCUUUGAAUAAGGCGCUGGAGCUUUGGGGUGUGAAGAAGCUGGGGCUGGUCACGCCGUAUCAAGCGGAUGUGCAGGCGAAGAUUGCGGAGAAUUAUACGGGGAUCGGGGUUCUGAUUGGGGAGAGCAUGGAGAGGCAUUUGGGGGUUGUGAAGAAUACUGAUAUUGCGAAGACUGGGGAGGAGGUUUUGGAUGGGUUGGUUGGGGAGGUGGUGGGAGGGGGAGUGGAUGCUGUGACUACGUUUUGCACUAACCUUGUUGCGGCACAACGGGUUGAGUUUUGGGAGAAAAAGUACGGAGUUCCACUCUUCGAUACGGUGACGACUGUUGUUUGGGAUAUGCUUAGAGAGUGUGGGGUUCAUGCCAAAGAACUUGAGGGUUGGGGAAUGAUCUUCCAAAAAGGCUGA